Molecule: messenger RNA, 9737 nt
Organism: Syngnathus acus (greater pipefish)
Lineage: Eukaryota; Metazoa; Chordata; Actinopteri; Syngnathiformes; Syngnathidae
Gene: kcna4
Product: potassium voltage-gated channel, shaker-related subfamily, member 4
Exons: 3
Coding region: 1024-3087 (687 amino acids)
Biological process (GO): protein homooligomerization; potassium ion transmembrane transport
Cellular component (GO): voltage-gated potassium channel complex; membrane
Molecular function (GO): potassium ion binding; protein binding; delayed rectifier potassium channel activity
Source: RefSeq, a predicted model, not a curated record
GCUCUGCAGUAAACGCGCCCCAAUCUCGCACUGAGAGACUGUCCGCCACACACGCACUCGCAUUCGCGCGCGCACAGGAGAGAUACAGGAGCAUAGGUAGGGGAUCCAGCUGCAGACAUCCAGAUGUGUGAUGCUCACACUCCGCCAUAUAGGGUCCGUUUGCAUUCACCGGGUUGAAGGGAAACUUUUGCCCAUCCUCGCAUGCAUUGGCUUCAGCUGUGCAGGGCUGUCAUCGAUGUCAUUUCGCCGCUCGCACACCUUUUUAAACCUAUACCACCGACUGCACUGAGGGGGUUGUGGCGAUGGAGCUGACACGGUGGGAUGAAGUCGCAACAGAUGCUGUUGAAUUGAGACGUCGACAAGCAGCCAAAAAGUGCCCUUCUCGGAGUGCGUCAGAGCUCGCAUGGAUGUAGUGGAUGAGGUAGUCGCUGCUGCUACAUCCAAUACUGACAAGGCGAUUUGGAAGUGCAUCCUCACCUUUAGCACACCCCAUCGCCCGCCGGCCGAUUCAUCUGGAAAGCGUUUGGUCCCUUUUAACAUCUCCAGACAACGUCGGAGGAUCUUAGUCAGCAGACCUAUAAUAAUAGGAAGGAUCGUUUUUUUUUACGCCUCUCAUAAAAUGGCAACCGGUAGUGAUCAAGGCAAGGAUGAUCAAAAGACGGAUGUGGUGAAAUUAACCACCUGAUGGAGACCACCAAAGAUACUGUGUCUGACUCACAAUGCUGACCACAUCAAGGUUGUUGCUGCUGCUGCUGCUGCUGCUGCUGCUGCAGGUGUGUGCGUAACAGGCCGGGCCCCCACGGCCUUCACCUUUGCUGUGAAAAUUAUGUCAUAAAAUACUGGGGGCCUGUGUCAAAAGAUUAUUAUUAAUCAUUAACGCGUGCACACGCACGAUGGAUUUGACUGGGUGGGCUCCUUUGAUCAGCUGAUUGGUCCAUUCCCGCUACAACUUCAAUUUGGCCUCCUUCCAGCUUUUUUCUAUUUUAUUUUUUUUAGCUCAUCGACUGAAACCUCUGAUUUAAAAUGGAGUUCGCAAUGGUGGGUGCGGACGGCGGGUGCAACAGCCACCCGCCUUACGGGUAUGCCCAAGCACGCGCCCGGGAGAGGGAGCGGGAGAGGGAGCGCCAGGCGGCCCAGUCCAGAGCGGCAGCAGCUGCGGCAGCCGACAGCGGAUCCGGAGCGGAUGGGGGGUCUUCUUGCUCCACCACCGCCACCACCACCACCACCACAACCCCCUCCGCCUCAUCGGGCGCGCAUCUCCUUAACAACCGCCAGCAUCCGUCUCGCAACGCCAACACCAACGGCAGCGGUACCGCCUCGCGCCCCUCCUCCUCCUCUUCCUCCUCCUCCUCCUCGUCCACUCAGGAUCCCGAGAAGCAGAGACUCCUCAGUGAGCGCAAAAAGCAGCGCGGCGUCGGAGGGUGGAGACGCACCCGAACCUCUCUCGGCGGGGACUUGCGCCACUCCGAACUGGCGCUACUCGGCUCCGUGGAGAACAUCAUGAUUGAGGAGGAAGAGGGCGCCGAAGAAGAGGAGGACGACGAGGAUGAGGAGGAGGAGCAGGGACUCCAAAGGUCCAGUUUUCUGUGCAACAUGGAUGAUGAUGAGGAUGAUAAUGAUGACGAAACCGUUUCGAUCACUGACAGACGUCCUCAAUCCGGAUAUGCAAAUGUUUACAGCGAGUUGGGCUGCUGCGAAAGAGUUGUCAUCAACGUGUCGGGGCUCAAGUUUGAAACUCGGCUCAAGACUCUCACUCAGUUCCCCGACACCCUCCUGGGGGACCCCGACAAGCGCAUCCGGUACUUUGACCCGCUGAGGAACGAAUACUUCUUCGAUCGGAACCGACCGAGUUUUGACGCCAUUCUGUACUAUUACCAGUCUGGGGGGCGCUUGAAAAGACCUGCCAACGUUCCCUUUGACAUCUUCUCAGAGGAGGUCAAGUUUUAUGAACUUGGAGAGGAAGCAAUACAGAAGUUCCGAGAGGAUGAGGGUUUCGUCAAAGAGGAGGAGAAGCCUCUCCCGGAGGACGAGUUCAAGCGCCAACUUUGGUUGUUAUUUGAAUAUCCGGAGAGCUCCAGUCCGGCCAGGGGCAUCGCAGUGGUGUCCGUGCUGGUUAUUGUCAUCUCCAUUGUCAUUUUCUGCCUGGAGACGCUGCCCGAGUUCAGGGAUGACAAAGAGUACUUGCAGCCCAUCCACAACUCCACGCACCCGGAUCACGGUUUUACGCCCUUCAACGACCCCUUUUUCAUCGUGGAGACAGUGUGCAUUAUUUGGUUCUCCUUUGAGAUUAUAGUCCGUUUCUUUGCGUGUCCCAGCAAAACGGCAUUCUUUAAAAACAUCAUGAACUCCAUUGACAUUGUUUCCAUUUUGCCUUACUUCAUAACCCUGGGCACGGACCUGGCCCAGCAUCAAGGAAACGGGCAGCAGACGAUGAGCUUCGCUAUUUUGAGAAUAAUCCGCCUGGUCAGGGUCUUCCGCAUAUUUAAAUUGUCCAGACACUCCAAAGGUCUCCAGAUUCUCGGCCACACUCUGCGCGCCAGCAUGAGAGAGCUUGCCCUGCUCAUCUUCUUCCUGGUCAUCGGCGUCAUCCUCUUCUCGAGUGCCGUUUAUUUCGCCGAGGCGGACGAGCCCACCUCGCACUUCAAAAGCAUCCCGGACGCCUUUUGGUGGGCUGUGGUGACUAUGACCACGGUGGGCUACGGGGACAUGAAGCCCAUCACCGUGGGUGGCAAGAUAGUGGGCUCCCUGUGCGCAAUAGCGGGCGUGUUAACCAUCGCGCUACCGGUGCCGGUCAUAGUGUCCAACUUCAACUAUUUUUACCACCGGGAGACCGACAAUAACGAGGACCAGGCGGAACCGGUGGCUGAGAGCAUGCCGUCGGGAUUCCCCUACUUCUCGAACUUUUUAUGCAAAUAUAAAGGCUCGGCAUCCGGCUCCUCGGUGGGACACAAAGCGGAGUACAUGGAGAUGGAAGAAGGGGUGACGGAGUCUCUGUGCGGCCUGGACAAAAGCCCCAGUAAAGGGAACGGCACAGACAUAAGCAGAAGGAACAGUACGAACUCCAAAUCCAUUCAGACUGACGUGUGAUUACAAAUAUUUUUAUUUUGUUUUUCUUUUCCCGGAGAAAAUAUCAAUUCACCCGAAGUAUAUCAAGUUAGUCACCCAAACAAGUUUUACGCACGGGCCGAAGAGCUCCCCUCCGCCCUCCUCGACAAGCGCUUAGAAGGUCGCCAUGGUUACCAGGUCGCGCAAUAGUUCCACGCACAUCUUCCCCACAACAUUAGGACCAACUGAUGCCAAAUUAAUUCAUCGAAUUUUAGCUGGCUAUACCAAAUUAGACACAUCGUGAUAUUAUAGAAAAAUAGGCUCUGCACUCGCACUUUAUGAGUUUCAUCUGUCAAUAGCUGGAAGAGUAGUGAUGGUCAAUUUAUAGUCGCCAUUUGUUUGCACUCAAGAGGAAUUUGCGCUCGAUUUACAAUCUUGGGAACAAAAAGUGUAGGCUGGCAGACAUUACUUGAUCAUUUAAAAAUAUGAAAAUACACAGUCAAACAUAUUCUCAGUGAAAAUGACCCCUCAAACCCGAUUGAAACAGCCUAAAAGUUCAGCUAAAUGUCCUCGCUCUCUGAUACUUGUAUGAAGUGAAGCUCGAUGAAAGGUCAGUGCAUUUAGCAGUCAUGACGUAAACCAGGGCUAGAAAUUAUCGUGUUGUACUGUACAUGUGCACCCGCCAUGGGAGCAAAGCACAGGAAUCAACGCAUUUAAACACAGCAGGAGGAAGGACUUAUCCCUCCACGUUUUUAAUGAACAGGCCUCAACACAUGACGUCGGUGCCCCGAAACACAUUUACCGUAAGUCACCUCCAAAUGAUAAUAUCCCUUUACACGGACGCAAAUGGAAAAUUGAAGCAAAAAAGACUCUGUCGAGGAAACCCCUUGUGAGGAGGUUGUGAGCAACUUCCCCAUGUUAGCUGGACUUGGUGCACAAUUCUUUUUUUUUUUUUAAACUCAAGAGGACUAUUACUAUCGCAUCUGGAUGUGGACGUCUUCCAAGCUCUGCUAGUGACAGGGCGUAAACCCAGCAUCUCACCAUCGCAGCAUUGUGACCACCAUGGUGGCUACGAGUGGACACUGAAGAAAAACAACAGCUGGAGGGGGCUCGACAACAUGUGGGGGCAUGUGGGGGUGGAACUACUACUUUCUGAAAUAGGUAAACAAACCAUGCAGGGUUGAAUAAAUGAAUAAACUGUGGCCCAGAAUGAUUGCCUUAAUUACCACACAUAAACAGAUGAAGGGAUGAUAUGAGACUUAUGUUUUCUUUACACGUGGAAAAAAUGUCUUGUAAGAAACAGUUGUGAACAUUUUAAUAUGCCAGAGAGAGAACAACUUUCGGUUUCAAAGUCAAAAGGAGGUUUUACGUAGUAGGUGUUAUGAAAUUGUAACUCGUCCCGUCAGCUGUACUAUUUUGAGCUUUCGUAUUGUCAUCCAAACAAGGCUGACCCGAGUUGCUCAAAAGCCUGGAACCGAGUUUUUCCUUGUCCGAGCUGUGUCCUAACAUUACGAUUCUCAUUGACACAUUGUUUUUAGGACUGAAAGAUCAAUUGGUAUCACGUCGCCCAGAACAUUAACAUCCACCCUCACCAAAACAAAGAUGUCAGGCACAUAAACCCCACCAUAAAUAUCUUGCCACACACACCUUCCAUCCCAGAUGAUGGACGGAACUCUCCAGUACUAUCGCCAAGAUUCCCACUCGUAAAGACAAUACACCUUAGGUUGUUCUCAGAUGCAAACCACAAAUGGACCAGCUGCUUUGUUGACUUGUUUCCACUUUUAAGUGUAUGCAAAGUAACAUGAACGCGUGUUCUCUAUUUUUUUAAACUUAGCCUUGAUAAAUACAUAACCAAAGGUGAAACCCUGAACUUAUUCUAUGUUGUGCUCAGAUGUUGUGUUAUAGAUGCACACCGAAUAGGAGACAAUGUAUAUAGCAGACAUUUAUACUUGUGUGUCCUGAGAUGUAUUACAGAGUCAUUUGAGACUUUCAAACUUUAUUUGACUGUUAUAGUACGAGCGUCGAUCAUAAUAAUCAUCUGUGUUUGUUUUGCCCUCAACGAUGCGAUCAUGUUGCUCAUAUUGUUGUGAAUGCUGCUCUCACACGUCUACUUUCUUUUUUCAAUUUUAAUUUAUUUAUUUAUUUAUUUAAAACAUAGCCUAACAAAAAGUCAUUAUUUGAAAACGCAAGAUGACUAAUGUUGUUUGGGCACUGAGGAGCUGAAUUGCCUCCCUCUUACCUCUCCAAUGUUGUUCACUCACAUAGCUGUUUUGCAUUAUUAACUGUAUCUUCAGUUGUAUUUGGGUUUUAUUCAACAUACGGUUUUAAUUAUACUAUCACUUAAGAAUUCCAGAUUUAGAGCCCAAUAUCUUUUUAUAAGUAUUUCCCCUCUUUUACAGAAAAUCCAAAGUACACACUACUGCUCUUUAUUUGAACAAUUUAUAUCUGUAAUUACCUCACCGAUUGUAUCUGUGGGGCAAUAAGCUAUUCACUGAAUGUUCCUGGUGUUUCCAGUGUCAUAAAAACUUGUAACAAUACAGGAUAGCCACAGUAGUUUUACAAUUGAUGUCAGUGGUUGUCGUUGUAAAUUACCCUACAAGGAAGAUGUUUUUAUUGGGAACUAGAUUUGCUGUUUAUCUUGUCACUUAACAGCAGAGUUGCUGGAAUAAAAAAUAAAUAGCAUAGGAAAAGUAUUUCAGGGGUGAAGUGAACCAAUUGUGUCAUGUUACAAGUUAGAAGGACCUAAAUCCUGUUGAUCAAGCUUCUUAACGUCUACAACAAUGAGAUUAGACUCAGUCAUUUCUUUGUCAACUCUUGAAUAAUGUGCACUGUAAGACAUUUAUCAUACGAGAAUAUGAAUCAACUAAGCAGACGAUUUGUGGGGGGAAAAAAGGGUGACAUUUUUGGAACCUAUACACAAAUUAUUUACUCUCAAAAUGCUAACUGCUAAACAACAAGCAUUGUAUGUAUACUGUGUAGAUUGUUAGGACACUUGUAUGCAUAUGCUGCAUUCCCGAGAACUCAGAAGUUGGACAUUUCUGACCUCUGACUAUGCAAAGUGAGUCAGAACAUUGCUUCAAGUUGUUCCUAUGUAGGAAGAGAAGCAGUAAUGCCGGCUGACAGAAAAGAAUUCACAAUGACCUAUUUUUUUUUCUCCUUAUUUUAUAAAUUCACUAAAACUGAGGCUGGAUCUUGUCAUUUCCUAGAGGGAAAUUUCCAACACACUAGCAGUCCUGAAUGCAGCGUUUGCACAUUAUUUAUUUGCCCAAUGUUUGCACCAAAUAGUGAAGUCUUCCUGGUUGGACAGUGUUUUUCUGAUAAGAAAUAUUUGUUUCCUACUAACAUGUACAUGCUUGAUUGUGUCUUUCUGGCAAAUGAGAGCGAGUUUUAAUGGUGUUAAAGUCAACACCUCCAGUCACUGCGCAUCAAACAGCACCAGAAGAGAAGGAAAUGAAUCCGUUUAAGUGAACCAUACUGACCCACUUCCUCAAGUGGGCUAUUAAUUAAAAUAAUGAAGGUGGUUUGACGCUGCGGUUAUGUCAACUAGCCGUGACACAGUCCCUUAAAUCUGCUUUUGUCAGCACAGCAGACCACUACAACACAAAUCAUGAUUGAAUAGCUCACGCUACUAAUUAGAAAAGGUUUCUAACCUGCCGUUAUAACACAUUAUGCAAGUGGUCAUUCAUACUUUUUAAAAAAGAGUGAAAGAAUAAUGACAGAAAAAUGUUCAUAGUUUGUGCAAAGUAUGGAGGUUUGAAAGAUUAUGCUUUACAGAACAUUGCAAAUUGAGUCGAGCAACACUUCUUCCACACACUGCUGAUGUGAAUGAUAACACUGCAAUAUCACAAUGACCACCCGUUGAUAUGCUAAACACAACAAGGUCAAGUUAUAUUUUCCACAUGAGGAUCAAUAACUACUUGGAUUUGGUCAUGUAUCAAUAUAUAAAGUUUCAAUACAUUACGGAAACAUUGUAACAAUUAAUAUCCAUCUUCUAACCUGUUAAAUCAUUCUCUUGAGCAGUAGAAUAUUCAACCAAAUAUCGAAAGUCAUAUUCUUCAGGGAUAUUAUAGUAAAGUAUAUAAUAUAGCAUUUGUGGAGUGUGUUGUGCAAGGGUUGGAGGGGAGUGACCUGUUUAAGUUCAAAUGUCCUGCCAAUUUUGCCUAGCAACAAGUGGCUGUGUCACUGAGAUAAUAUACUUAUUACCCCCCCUCCAAAAAAAACCUAUAUAAUUAAUGUUUUAUUGAUCAAAAAUCAAAAAGACAGCGGUGUGGUUGGGGGUAGUUAGAAAAUCUGACUCUGUUCUUAGGGUGGGGAUUUGCAGUGUCAGCGUUUCAGAAAAUGAAUCAGACAAACUAUUGUUUCUGUGGUUUUGUAUACUGUAAUAGUAAAUACGUAUUGUACUUUUACUAGUAUGUGGCCAACACAGUAAAUAAAAAGAAAAAACCUUACCUGCACUGAAUCACCGUUCAACAUUGUUUUCAGAGGCUUGUCCUCUCAUUUUGCAUUUAUCGCAUCUCGUGAAUGCAAACUCCUCAUUAUAAUCCUAAUUUGUAAUUGAAAUAAUGGAGAAUUUUUAGCAAGCCCUACAGAUGAAUGACUGACUACCUCACACGGGACCACGCUAGCCGCCGGCUUCCACGUUAACACUAACGCCGGUGGGGCCAUCAGACAACAAUCGCAACAAGGUGAGAAGAGAAAAGUGAAAUUCUAAUGAGGCCAGCCUCCAGCGAGAAAACACACGGAGGCUAUGUGCACAGAGGACAGAGGUGUCAUAGCCACAGGAGGGCAAUGAGGCCACGCUCAUCACACACAGUUUACAGUUAUUCUGAGACAUGACUUCUCCAAUUACCAUACAGUGGACCUGCUGGCAAGACCUGUAAGGUGCAAUCAUGCAAUACUGCUGGCGUGUUCAUGCUAUGUACGAAUCCAUCUGAUGAAACAUUUACGAGAUCAUUUUAUGUUUUACCAACAUUCACAGUUGUUAUGCGGUGACCCUUUGUUUGUGUACUUCCCUGAAUGAGUGCAUCGCUCUAAAAUUGAAUGUUGUGGAAAAACCUCAUUUCAGUUGCUUGAUUCAAAAAGUCAACAUAUAGCUAACGGGAACCCAAAAAUAAUCAUUCUAAAAAAUAAUUACCUGAGUUUUUUUUUUCUUAAUCAGACAUUUGGUCAUAAUUAACUUUCAGAAAAGUGUUGAUUGGUAUAAUAUAUCAUUUUUACUUUUGAAAUUGAGCAACUGAAAUAAAUGUACUUUUCUUAAUAUUCAAAUUUACUGAGGGCCACCCUGUCAAUCUUGAAGUACUCUUACUUCACUAACAUACAGGAACGCCAACAGACAGGCGAUAAAAUUCAAUGAUGCAAAACGUAUUUGUGAAAUCCAAAUUUCCAAUCUCCUAGUCUCAAAUGCAGCAUUGCCAGACGUCUCUUAGCAUAAUCAAUUAACAAACAUAAAAAUGUGGAUUCGUUAACACCAAACAGAGGAUCAUAUCAAUCUAAUCACUCGAUACAUUGAUCCCAAGACCAUCAAUACUAAGUGGACGGAAGAUAGGACAAAAUCUGAUGAUUGUAGCUGGCUGCUGAUGGACGGACUGAUUUAAUCUGAAAAUCAUACACAGCAAAAUGCACAUUGGUUGUAAGGUCUUAGCAUAUGAAGUUAAUUGCAAAGAGGAAUAUUGUGGAUACUGUGAUGUACCACCACACUUUUUAUUGUUAACAUAGUGUGGCGGUUGGGGAAAAAAAACACACAUGCAGUGGCACGGCAGAUUGUCAGAGUGAUUAUGUUCAUUCAUGCAGCGUCCUGUGUUAGAUGGCAGAGAGGAGCAAAUGAAUGCAAGGCUGUCAGAGUGCCCCUGAGCAAAGCAACGCACUGCUGCUGUGGGCGAGCACGCUUGGCACCAGCCAUCACUCAGCAAGCUGUGACACAUUCGAGUCGAUUGGUAAGGUGAAAUUAAAGACACGGGACGGGGAUAGAAUUGUUUUUGUUAGCCGUGGCGUAUUUUGUCAGGAAUCAGCAGAUGAAAGAUGUGUUCAAAAUAGAAACAUGAAGAUUUAGUUGAGUUCAGAAAUAUUUGACAGGUUGCAGAGACUACUAUUCUUGCAUGCAAGUUGGUACAGUGUGGACAGCUAAGGUCGAUUUUGAGAUUAUGACUUGGGUUUAUCUCCAUCAGUCAUUGUCAAAUCAUCUGCAAACGCAUUCAGCAAAGAUGCUCUUUGCAUGCAUGCUGCAAAGUUUCCGUACUUUGCAGUCGCAGUCAGUGUUUUGUCAGUGUUUUCUAUAGCUGUAGCUGCUAUAGUGUAAGCGCUUCAAAACGACCAUUCCAUUGUCAUUCUCCACGAAGGAAUGACUGACGAUUAAUAAACAUGUAAAAUAUUUCUACAGUUGAGGUGUAGGAAAUAUCCAUGUGAGUUUUGGCCAGCCUUGCUUUUAACCUGCAUGAAGCUUUGUUUUAAGAACAAUGCAUCCUUAAACAAAGUAUGUUUGAGUUAUUCUUCUUCUCUAUCACACACCUGUUUGCGUUGUAUAUUUGGAGUUUGUGUCUUUAAUGAUCCUUUUUUUGUUGUUAUUAAAAACCUCUGACUUCUGCAUUUUCUACAUUCACAACAUUUUAUAGGCAGCAAUAUGAGGUGAUUGAAAAUGGACUAUGUGCAAUGUUGAAUAAAGAAAAUAAUAUAUUCAAUAAAAAUUCUUAAAACAA